This is a messenger RNA of Anarrhichthys ocellatus (wolf-eel), 2830 nucleotides long. RefSeq names its product gamma-aminobutyric acid receptor subunit rho-1. Lineage: Eukaryota; Metazoa; Chordata; Actinopteri; Perciformes; Anarhichadidae. The record is from RefSeq and is a predicted model, not a curated record. Gene Ontology annotation, biological process: monoatomic ion transmembrane transport. Bases 10 to 1443 code for a protein of 477 amino acids. The transcript is spliced from 10 exons. Gene Ontology annotation, cellular component: membrane. Gene Ontology annotation, molecular function: extracellular ligand-gated monoatomic ion channel activity; transmembrane signaling receptor activity.
AUGUGAACCAUGCAGGUGGAUGCUGUCCUUGUUCUCUUCUGUGUUUGGCUCGCAGGUGCAGCUGGGAGGAUGGCCCAGUCGCGGGGUCACAAGCUGGAGACCUACAAGCAGAGCAGGUCGCGAAGAGAGACCAGAAUGGAUGGAGUUGGAGGUGAAAAACCUGGAAACCCAAUUUACAAACGAAGUCCAGACAUGACAAAAUCUCUGGUGACAAAAUCUGAGCAGCUCCUGAGAAUUGACGACCAUGAUUUCACCAUGAGGCCAGCGUUUGGAGGUCCUCCAAUUCCUGUUGGAGUGGAUGUUCAGGUUGAAAGUCUGGACACCAUCUCCGAGGUGGAUAUGGACUUUACCAUGACACUGUACCUGCGUCACUACUGGAAGGAUGAGCGGCUGUCGUUCCCAAGCACCAACAACCAGAGCAUGACCUUUGACAGUCGCCUGGCGAAGAAGAUUUGGGUUCCUGACAUGUUCUUCGUCCACUCCAAGCGCUCUUUUAUCCACGACACCACCACCGAUAACGUCAUGCUGAGGGUUUACCCUGACGGCAACGUCCUCUACAGCCUCAGAAUCACUGUCACCGCCAUGUGCAACAUGGACCUCAGUCGCUUCCCUCUGGACACUCAAACCUGCUCGCUGGAGAUCGAGAGCUAUGCAUACACAGACGACGACCUGAUGUUGUACUGGAAGAAAGGCAACGAAUCCCUGAACACGGACGAAAGAAUAUCCCUGUCCCAGUUCCUCAUUCAGAAAUUUCACACCACCACCAAGCUGGCUUUCUACAGCAGCACAGGCUGGUACAAUCGUUUGUACAUCCACUUCACCCUGCGGCGCCACAUCUUCUUCUUCCUGCUGCAGACCUACUUCCCUGCUACUCUGAUGGUCAUGCUGUCCUGGGUGUCCUUCUGGAUUGACCGCAGGGCCGUCCCUGCCAGGGUGCCACUAGGCAUCACCACAGUGCUGACCAUGUCCACCAUCAUUACCGGGGUCAACGCCUCCAUGCCGCGGGUCUCCUACAUCAAGGCAGUGGACAUUUACCUCUGGGUCAGUUUUGUCUUCGUCUUCCUGUCGGUGAUAGAGUAUGCGGCAGUCAACUACCUCUCCACCGUACAGGAGAGGAAAGAGAGGAAACUGAGGGAGAGACUGCCGUGUACAUGCGGCAUUGGCAACCCAGACGAUAUGAUGAUCGACCCCCAGAUCACUGGCUACGGGUCCAUGGAUGUCAACACCACAGGGAAUUAUGGGAUGCCAGAGAACGGCGGUCGCCAGGAUCGAAUGUUGGCCCAGGUUUCCCUGAAUGACCCGCAGAUCACAGGCCAGGUUCAGCCAUCCAGAGCCUACGUGAACGUCUGGAUAGACACCCACGCCAUAGACAAGUACUCAAGGGUUUUGUUUCCUGGUGCGUACAUCCUCUUUAACAUCAUCUAUUGGUCCAUCUACUCGUAACCCGGGAUGAAGAAGUAGACUCGAGGAGCUUGGCUCAUUUGGGAAAGAGCAGGAAAAAAAACAUCAUUGCAUGUGAUGCUUUUCAGACAGAGAAACUGCAUUUAAGAUGCAUGGGGACCUUUGGCAGAUUGGUGACCAUUGCCUUCUCGACCCAGCCACUUAAAACUGAAGAGUUUAUAAAUGAGUUACUGACAAACAGGACGAUCAUUGUUGUCGCUGGUUUUGUCAAUGGAUCAAGUCGAUGUGGUUUCAUAUUGUACCUAUAAUGCUGUUGAUGGAAAGAUUGGACUGACUGCACAGAGAUAUUAUCCUGUGCAGCGAAUCUAACCAUAUUUCAAAACCGAAAAUGAGAACUGAAAACGGAUUUCUGACAUUGCCAGGAUAUGGACAGAUUCCUUCUUCUUUGCAUAUGAACUAUACUUGACAAUCAAUGGUACUCUUAAAAUACUUUAAUAGUUCGGCUUAUUUGCUUUCUGGUGGAAAGUUAGAGAAGACAUGAGAGUGGUGUCAAUCCUCUUAUCGGACUCUUGGCUGAGAAAACAAAUCAGCGCCAUUACCCAAAACGUGGGACUAUUUCUUUAAAAAAAAAAAGUGAUUAUUCUUGAAGCUUGAUUUUUCAUUUGCAGCACAUUAGAACGAUUCAGUAUGUGUUACAUUUUUCAUGUGAUCUUUGUAUCAAUGCGAUUGUUUAGCUCUCAAGCUACUUACUGCGUUGCAUUCGUCAUUUGAUAAAGCAAAAUAAUGCUGUCUAUUAAAAACACAAAUGUAAAAAUAUAUGUUCAGUAAAUCCCAAACACUGAUUAUGGUAUUGACUUUUUAAAAAUGUCCCUUUUUUCUUCUUUUUUUGAUACAACUGAAUCUCAUCUCUGUUUGGUGUUGUGGGGCUUUGAGGUUCACUGUGACCUGUUAGUUGCUAGUUUUAUCGUCCUAUUCAACUUAAAACAACUUCAUACUUUGUUCGGCAAAAGAUAUAUUCCAAUAUAUUUUGGGGGUUAAUGAACAAACAUGUUAAAUUAAACUCUGGAAAAAUGUUAUAUAUGGGGAAAAUGUUUAAUAAAUGUUUUGUUUUCUGAAUAUGUGAAAAUUAUUUGAGCAGAGCUUACGUGCUCAACAACACAAACACAAAACUGUACAUUUUAAAUCUCCAUGUAAUACAUUUAGUACGUACAAAUAUAAAUGGAUUGAAACGCAUGGCUGAAUAUUGCUUUUUCUGAAUAUUGCUGCUGCAGACAUCAAUUAAAAUCUGCUAAAACAUUCUGGAACGACCUCUGAAGUCUCAGUGCCAAAUGUUCCUCAGGAGUAUGUUCCUGCUCUCUUACACAGAAUAUUGAAACGGUGCCGGAGAAUAAGCUUUCACAGUUAUUAGACGUUGGAUUGCCACCAUGCU